Molecule: messenger RNA, 552 nt
Organism: Linum tenue
Lineage: Eukaryota; Viridiplantae; Streptophyta; Magnoliopsida; Malpighiales; Linaceae
Source: the annotation of a GenBank genome assembly
AUGGGGGUCUUCACAAUUAAUAUUACCAAGGAGCUCGUUGAUCGGCUUGCUGGUUCUGAUGAGAAAGUAAUGAAGAGAACAACAAAUAAACCGAGACAAAAGGUACCAAAACAGCCUCGCCCACCUCCUCAACCCAAGGUGAAUGUGAAGCAGCUGCGCGAUGAUGAUCCUAAUCCUAGAAAGUUGUUGCUGCCGCCACCAGCUUCUGCCGGAUGGCCAGUUCUCUUGCCGGUUCAACCACUUGUUCGCCCCGCCAGUGCUGAACUGGAUGCAAUUCAAUCGGUGGUUUUAGAGAGUGAGAAGGUUCUUGAGAAGUUGCAGAAGCAGGAGGAACGCAUGGUGCAAAAGGUAACCGAGAGAGCCAAAGAUCUGCACGGCAAGGAAUUCAAGCUCCCGUACCAGAAGCCAAUGCCUUGCAUGCCUGACUACGAAGCUUGCAGGGCGUGCUACAAGGAGCAUAUUAACGAUAUCCUCAGGUGCAGCUCUCUCACCAAGAACUAUUAUGAAUGCGUUCAGAGAGUAAAGCAGCAAGCAGGAUAUGGAGAUAAGUGA